AUGCUCAGUGAGCUAAAAAUCGCACUUAAGAAGUGGGAACGUGACUUUGAGCGUGGUAAUGGAAAGCCUCCAACCCAUGAAGAUAUUAAGUCAUUUCCAGAGAUUAAACAGAAGUAUAAGCAGUAUGCUUUGUUGAAGAAUGAAAGGCGCGGUUCGCUGAAAAAAGCUGAAGAAACCCCGAGAAGAGGUGAUGGCGGAAUUCUUGAACUUGGUCCAACGCCUCAGAUUUAUGGGAAAGCUAUUAGCGUUUUUGAUAUGAAUAUGAGCCCCAAAUCGGAUGCUGCGUUAGAACAUAAUGAUGUCGAUGAGGAAGCGAUUCCAGUGAGGCGAAACCUUAACCUUGGUUUGCAAGAAAGUCCCAAAUUAAAUGCCAAAUUGAAUGCCAAAUUCCCAGAAUAUUCUCCUGUUAAACUUGAUGUUUCUUUGAAGAUGCAUAUAACACCAAGAAAGGAUUCCAAAGCAGGUGGGGACAUUAUAUCUCCGAUCAACAAACAUCACCAAAAGUCACUUGCCACUUUGGCGCGAGAACAUAAGGAAAUUAUGGAGGAAGUGAAAAAUUGGAGCGAUGAUGAGGUUGUGUCUGGCAAGAUUAGAGACGUAUUUGCCGAAGAUCAGGAAACCGAGAGUGAAGUGGAGGAGGAGCCGCAAGAUCAAGAAAGCUUCAGAAAAAAACGCUCCAGGCGGCAUAUACUACGUCCAGCAAAGCAGUUGCAGAAGUUGCAAUCUGAAACUGAACCACAUCUACCUGACCUGCACGAGACAAUGGCACAAUUGAAAAAUGGUGCCACCACUGUAUUAACUACGCCUGCGUCAACUACCACACCACUCUCAUCUCGCAAGUCCAAUAGAAAAUCAAAAUACAAUUUGGUGAGUAACAAUUUCCGGCGCCUCAAAUUACCCAAAGGCAAAGGCAAAGGCAAUAGGCGGUUUGGUCGUAGGCGUUGA
Messenger RNA from Lachancea mirantina, 945 nucleotides. The record is from the annotation of a GenBank genome assembly. Lineage: Eukaryota; Fungi; Ascomycota; Saccharomycetes; Saccharomycetales; Saccharomycetaceae.